AUGCCUGGAGCUAAACUUGCCCAGAGUCCAGAGGAAGUCAAUGGCGUGUGCAUUACUGAAGCCCUCAUCACUAGGCGGAACUUGGCCUUCCCUGAGGAUGAGGAUCUGUCAGAGAAGAUGUUCCACACGCUUGCUGAACUGCAGACUGUUCGCCUGGACCGGGAGGGAAUUACCACUAUCAGGAACUUAGAGGGCCUCCAGAAUCUUCACAGCCUCUAUCUGCAAGGGAACAAGAUUCAGCGAAUUGAGAACCUGGCCUGCGUCCCCUCCUUACGCUUCCUGUCUCUGGCAGGAAACCAAAUUAGGCAAGUGGAAAACCUCCGUGACCUCCCCCACCUCCAGUUUCUGGACCUUUCUGAGAACCUGAUAGAAACACUCAAGCUGGAUGAAUUCCCCGAGAGCCUUCUCAUCCUCAACCUGACUGGAAACAGCUGCACCAACCAGGAUGGCUACAGGAAGCUGUUGACAGAAGCCCUGCCACUGCUCCUAGACCUGGACGGGCAGCCUGUGGCAGAGCGCUGGACCUCGGAUGAGGAGGAUACAGCCUUGAGUGAUGAGGAUGAGGAGUUCCCAGAGCUGAGAGGCCCAUUCUGCUCAGAACGAGGCUUCCUCAAGGAGCUGGAGCAGGAAAUGAGCAAGCACCGGGAGCUCAGGCAGCAGACAGCCCUGCUGGAGCACCAGCUGAGGGUGGAGACGCAGCCCACCCUCACAGACCUGCCCCCGCUGCCGGGGGUGCCCAUGGCUGGGGACAGCAGCCCUUCCGUCACUCCCAAGCAAGAGAAAGAGACACCCCCGGAGCCUGCUUCCUUGCCACAGGCCUCCUCUACCACCAAGAGACUGUGCCCUCUGGCUCCCAGGGGCCAGCAAAGCACUGUUCAGGCAAGGAAGGGGGCCAGAGUAGCCGCAGCCCCCAGGGCCUCUCUGGCUGGGGGCCCCAGCACAACCAAAACUGUGACCAAAAGAAUCAAGAAGUGA
This is a messenger RNA of Budorcas taxicolor (takin), 975 nucleotides long. RefSeq names its product leucine rich repeat containing 46 (gene LRRC46). NCBI's taxonomy places the organism in Eukaryota, Metazoa, Chordata, Mammalia, Artiodactyla, Bovidae. The record is from RefSeq and is a predicted model, not a curated record. Gene Ontology annotation, molecular function: protein binding. The transcript has 8 exons. Bases 1 to 975 code for a protein of 324 amino acids.